AAUUCCUGACGUCAAAACAACCGCAGAUUACGUCAUCACCUGGUGCAUUGUACACAGAAUCUAAUUCCUCCCAGGGGCCGUCCUACUCUAUCGGACCGUUGAAAUGGCAGAUCGGAGUCAAACCACUCCCACCGACGAUGUGGAUGUGACGCAAGCUAGCGCUUCCGGACGCAGCCCCCAAAAUCUAGCCGUUGCUCUUCCUCACUCGUCAAUUUUGUUUUCGCUUUUGCCCUCGCGCUCUCCGCUCAGUCGUAGCCGGCAGUCAAGAGGAAGAAGAUGAUGAAGCGGCGCAGGAAAACUAGCCGUUGGCUUCCUCCAAGGGCAAAACAACAAUAAUAAUUUCCAUCUCCGGCAAUUUAUAAUCGCACUCCUUUCGUUCCCGAAUCCAAUUAAUCUUCUUCUCUCAUCUGCUCUCCCUUGAUCUUGUACUUCGUCUCGCGUUGAUCCAACGCAGAGCAGUGAGUUCCCUGCUUCAUGGAUAGCCUCCAACGGCAGCAGUCGCCGCCGCUGCCGCUGCUGGUGUUGGUCUUACUUUUAUUGGUUUCGUCUAGGUUUGCUAUGGGACUCGAGUGGGACGGGGUAGCGAUCACCCAGAACGACCUCCAGGGGCUGCAGGCCAUCAAGGCCGAGCUCACCGACCGCCGAGGCGUGCUCCGGAUCUGGAACGGGACUGGCAUUGACGCCUGCUCCGGCGCAUGGACCGGUAUCAAGUGCGUCCGCGGCCAGGUGAUCGCCAUCCAGCUCCCGUGGCGCGGCCUCUCCGGUCGCCUCUCCAGUAAGGUCGGCCAGCUCGUUUCCCUCCGCAAGCUCAACCUCCACGACAACGCCAUUGGCGGGCCCGUCCCGCCGGCCCUCGGCCUCCUCCGAGAGCUUCGCGGAGUUUAUUUGUUCAACAACCGCUUCACCGGUGAGGUGCCUCGGUCGAUCGCCGGAUGCGUCCUUCUGCAGACGCUCGACCUCAGCACCAAUUCGCUCUCCGGCAGCAUCCCUGCCUCCAUUGUCAACAAUACCCGGCUCCUUAGGCUUAAUUUGAGCUACAACAAUAUCUCUGGGUCGAUUCCCGCCGCCGUCACUCGCCUUCCUGCUCUUGUCUUCGUCUCCCUCCAACACAACAACCUCUCCGGUUCUGUCCCCGACACAUGGGGAGGCAGCAGCAGCAACAAUGUUUCAGGUUUCCAGCUCAAAAGCUUGCAUCUAGAGCACAAUUUCCUCUCCGGAAGCAUCCCAAUCUCUCUCUCUCGCCUUCCAAUGCUGGAAGACCUCUCUCUCAGCAACAAUGAGCUACAAGGCAGUAUUCCUGAGGAAUUCGGGACGUUCCCGAGGCUUAAAACGCUCGAUCUUUCCAAAAACUCCAUUAGCGGAAGCUUUCCUGAGUCACUGUGUAACCUUUCGUCCUUGGUCGAGCUCAAACUCGAAGGUAACUUUCUCGAAAGCCCGAUCCUUGAGUCCAUUGAUGGCUUAACGAAUCUAUCUUUGCUCGAUCUUAAGAAGAACCAAUUCGUUGGUCCAAUCCCUCCCACGCUGGGGAACAUCUCCGGCCUUUCUCUGCUGGAUUUGUCGGAGAACAACCUCACCGGAGGAAUUCCAGUUUCCAUUGACAGCCUCACCAACCUCACUUUCUUCAAUGUGUCCGACAACAAUUUAUCUGGCCCUGUUCCUGUUCUCCUCUCCGAGAAAUUCAAUUCGAGCUCUUUCAGUGGAAACCUCCGGCUCUGCGGUUACAGUGCCGCUCCAUGCCCUUCUGCUCCUCCUACCUAUCCGAAGUCUCUUUCCACCUCGCCGGAGCACACCCGGAGAAGACUCGGUACCAAGGCACUAAUACUCAUCGCUGUGGCGGUCUUCCUUGCGCUCCUCAUCCUUCUUUUCUCCUUUCUAUUCUACUGCAUGAUUAGAAACAGAGCUGCAAAACAGAGCACCGCAAGAGAGGCGGCGGCCAGGAGAGGCGAGAAGUCAGGACAGGAGACGGGGUCGGAAGUCGAGACCGGAGGUGACACCGGAGGGAAGCUGGUCCAUUUCGACGGCCCGCUAGCCUUCACCGCCGAUGACCUGCUGUGCGCCACAGCGGAGAUCAUGGGGAAGAGCACUUACGGGACGGUCUACAAGGCGACGUUGGAGGACGGCAGCCAAGUCGCGGUGAAGCGGUUGAGGGAGAAGAUCGCGAAGGGGCAGAAGGAGUUCGAGGCGGAGGUCGGCGUUCUUGGGAGAAUCCGGCACCCCAAUCUGUUGGCUCUUAGAGCCUUCUACUUGGGGCCCAAAGGAGAGAAGCUUCUUGUCUUCGAUUUCAUGGCCAAAGGCAGCCUCGCAGCCUUUCUACACGCUCGUGCACCAGACAGCAUGGUUGACUGGCCGACGAGGAUGAGGAUCGCCAUGGGAAUAACCCGUGGCCUGCACCACCUCCACACCGAGCUCGCCAUCGUCCACGGCAACCUCACGAGCACCAACGUGCUCCUGGACGAGAGCUGCAACGCCAGGAUCAGCGACUACGGCUUCGCCCGCCUCAUGACCGGCGCCGCCGCCAGCUCCAACGUCGGCGCCGCGGCCGGUGCGGUCGGAUACCGCGCGCCGGAGCUGGCCAAGCUCAAGAAAGCCAACGCGAAGACCGACGUGUACAGCCUCGGCAUGAUCCUGCUGGAGCUGCUGACGGGGAAGCCGCCGGCGGACUCCACGAACGGCAUGGACCUACCGCAGUGGGUGGCGUCCAUAGUCAAGGAGGAGUGGAUCAACGAGGUGUUCGACACGGAGCUAAUGAGGGACGCCGCCGCGACCGGCGACGAGCUGCUCAACACGCUGAAGCUGGCCCUUCACUGCGUCGACCCGGCCCCGGCCGCGCGCCCGGAGGUGCAGCAGGUGAUGCAGCAGCUGGAGGAGAUCAAACCAGAGCUGGCGGAGCCUUCCGAGACUGAAGGGGAAUCACCAAAGCUCGAUGAAUAGAAGAAGUCAAAAGAUAAAAUCCCAUACUAUACAAACUUUUAACACUAGAGUUGUUUGAGUAUUUAUAAUUACCUUUUUUUUCCCCCUUUUAUC
Molecule: messenger RNA, 3024 nt
Organism: Zingiber officinale
Lineage: Eukaryota; Viridiplantae; Streptophyta; Magnoliopsida; Zingiberales; Zingiberaceae
Product: probably inactive leucine-rich repeat receptor-like protein kinase IMK2
Exons: 2
Coding region: 475-2931 (818 amino acids)
Biological process (GO): protein phosphorylation
Molecular function (GO): protein binding; protein kinase activity; ATP binding
Source: RefSeq, a predicted model, not a curated record